This is a messenger RNA of Linum trigynum, 249 nucleotides long. The record is from the annotation of a GenBank genome assembly. Lineage: Eukaryota; Viridiplantae; Streptophyta; Magnoliopsida; Malpighiales; Linaceae.
AUGGUCGAAUCCUUCUUCAUCUUCUCUGAUUCGAAAGCAGAGCUUUUCCCUGAUACGAAGAUCUCGAUUUGUGCAUGGAGAUCCUUCAGGCUCAUGGAUGGGACCUGGAGCUCGCGAUCUCCGCUUUCACCGGCGGUAACGAAAGCGCUGGGGCGGCUUCCGCAUCGGCCGGUACUGCUUAGGUGGAAGGAGGCGAAGAAUCCCAAGCCGACGAAUCCAUUGUUGGAUGAGGAAGGAGAUAUGCGAUGA